Molecule: messenger RNA, 208 nt
Organism: Funneliformis caledonium
Lineage: Eukaryota; Fungi; Glomeromycota; Glomeromycetes; Glomerales; Glomeraceae
Source: the annotation of a GenBank genome assembly
AUCAAAAAAAUUCUUCGUCGUGCCGAUGCUAUUGGCUCUAAAAUACAGAAUAUCAAAGUUCAAAGGAAGAGAUGAUACGAUGACAAUUUGUACAAAGACAGCUCAAAACCACCAGAUAAUGCAUCCGAUUGGACUAUAUCGACUGCGUAUCGUAAAGGAAGUUAAAGAGAAAAUGAGGUUCAAAGAAAUGAUGCAUUAUUUGAAGUAA